Molecule: messenger RNA, 417 nt
Organism: Oppiella nova
Lineage: Eukaryota; Metazoa; Arthropoda; Arachnida; Sarcoptiformes; Oppiidae
Source: the annotation of a GenBank genome assembly
AUGGAGUACUGUUCGCAAAGUCUCAAGAAUAUAUUGCUAGACAAACCACACGUGUUUGCUAGGCAACCAGGACAACCGCUAAAUUUGUUUGAGUAUUUCAUAUCAUACGGAAUAUUCCGGGAAAUUCUGGAAUGUGUUCAAUAUUUACAUGGUUUGGAUCCCAAAAUCAUUCACAGAGACCUCAAACCCGACAAUAUACUGAUCGCGCAUAAUGUAAGGAACGGUAGGUUUAUUAAAUUAUGCGAUUUCGGUUUGGCUACCGUUCACGAGGACUCCAUGAGCCACACCAACGAUAUCGGAUCCUUUCGCUAUAAAUCGCCCGAAAUGUAUGCCUCAAAAUAUACGGUAACUGCGGAUAUAUAUAGCCUGGGUAUUAUCGCAGAGCAAGUGUUUGAUUUGGAAAUAUCGUACGUUUGA